Mycena citricolor is the source of this 3096-nucleotide messenger RNA. Lineage: Eukaryota; Fungi; Basidiomycota; Agaricomycetes; Agaricales; Mycenaceae. The record is from the annotation of a GenBank genome assembly.
GAGGAAAACGUCUGAUUGAUGGACAGCCUUGAUAGGCACAGCUCGUUGAUAAUACAUGGUCUAGUCACCGCCUCAAGGCUCUGCGACACCGUACAAUAGCUAGCGAUGGACUGCGCUGAGCCUCACUCUCGGCUCUUCGAGCUUGAGAUCCUGUUCCAUUCCGACUUCUUUUCUGCACACAGCCGGGAUGACACGCAUCCCAUCAUAUGGAAUUGCUGUUCAAGACGGGUUCGGAUCUUUCUCGCAUUCUCUCAACGGCCUCUACUGUAUAAAUAGUCACCCAUCUCCCACAUGAUAUUUAUAAAUACGCCCACCAUGGCAAACUCGCCACCGACACACGAAUCGUAUCUCGUCAUUGGCGGUGGGACGGUCAUUGGACGCGCCAUCGUCUGGCAGCUUCUGCAACGCGGGGAGACGCAGAUCGCGGUGUUCGAUGGCCAGGAUCUUUCUCACCCGGAUAGCGUGAGAGAAUGGACGGAUCCGGAUGGUGGUUUGACGCGCGUGAGGAUCUACAUGGGCGAUUUGUCGAACGAGACCGAUGUAGCUGGUGUUCUCGCUGCUACCCAGGCGACGUGCAUAUUCACGACGGCCUUCCUCAAGCCCCUCGGAUCUUAUGAUGAUCCACGUACGUUUGCGCGUAAGAUCUGCGUCGAUGGAACUCGCACGAUCCUCCGCGCCAUCAAAGCUGGUUCUGGGAUAUCACGCAGACUGGUUUUUCUCAGCAACGCCGGGAUAUUCUUCGACGGUACGGAGCGCACGGUAUUGAGUGAGAAGGAUGCAAGAUAUCAGGAUCCUGCGACGCAGGCGGAUUCGACGUUAGGUUUUCUUACUAUUGGUGAGAAGAUGGCACUCGAAGCGAACGAUUCGGGGGCGGAUGGACUGCGGACUGCGGCCAUACGGCCUGCUGACAUGUACAAUCCUUCAGGAAAGCUGCGCCAGGCUAUCCAGGAGGGUCUUACUGCGGCCAAGCCCCAGUGGGUUACAGGCCCUGGCGUCCAAACCGACAAAACGUAUUUCAAGAACGUAUCGCAUGCCAUGCUGCUCGCGGCUGAUCGCCUCUCCCCGGCGCAUCCGAGGCAUGCAUCAGUCGCGGGUCGCGGAUUCUUCGUCUCGGAUGGAAAACCAACGCCUUAUGCAACAAUUGUCCCCGCUAUUGUCGCUAAGCUGCAAGAUGGUCGGGGGGCUCCUGACCCUGAAUAUGGGAAGCAAACGAUGCUCGCGUUCUCCCGCAUCAACGAUUUUGUGGCACCCUGGAGAGGGAAUAACCCCCCGCAUUUUAAUCAUCAGCGGAUGAAGUAUCUGCAGGCGACUCGGACGUACGACAUAUCUUUGGCAAGAGAUGUGUUGGAUUAUGCCCCUCUCAUCUCGGCAGAAGAGGGCUUACAGAAAAUCGCUCAGGUGAGUUGUUCACUCACUCAACCUGAAAUCAGAAGUUCAGUCCCAUCUCUCCUUGCAGUGGUACAUUGAUGACCAGCAAGUUAAACCGAAGGAUGUAUCCCCUGAUGUCGGGCGGGAUUUGGAUCUGGAAACUUUCACCGGGCACGACAUCAGAAUGCGGCGCACCACUCAGCGGCGAUACAAACAUUACCUCGACUGAUACUGUGCGAUCGCAUUCCCAGUUUCUUCAAUCGUAUUCAACUUUCGUGAAUGUAAAAGUAUGUUGUGGGCCUCAGGAAUGGCAUAUGACGGCUGUCUGGGCUGUGACUUACGACAGAUGACAGAUGUCGAACAAGAGUAUCAGCCGAGCUAUGAACUCGAUCAGCCACGCCUACAUUCCCAUAAGACUCUUGGCAUUUCUCAAUCCCAGGAGAGCCGUAGAGAAUCGGAGAGUUCCGGAGUGUCCAAGAUUCUGGGAAGGAAUUCGUGCGGUCAGCCAGAGGGUGUGAAAUAGGAAGCCCAGGUCGCUUGCGACGGCCAGUGCGACGGCCAAACUGCGCCCCCAGCCUUGAUGCUGAAGCCGGAGCUCGGAGUGUACGAGUAGAGCCUAGGCAUUCGGAGGGAGGUGACCGACGAGCGCCAGAAAGUAUCGAUUUCGUAUCGUCCGGGAGCUCAGAGGUCGGAUUGAAGGAGAAAGUUCGUAGAAGGGAUGUCGAGCACAGCACUCUGGAAAUAUCCAAGUAGACGGCACCAUCGGUGUUUGUUCGUCAGCCAAUGAACGGAUUCAUUCACAUCUCUCUGUACAAUUCACCUCGCUAGCCCCCAUCCAUCCAGCAGACCAGGAAGAUUUCCCCGCUUCACGAGCAGAUGUGCCGCCGGCAGCCAUGAUCCGUCUCGAGUCCCUCAAUGCAGGAGAAGGAGCUCACGCCAAGACAUAGGUCGUAGUCCUCAGGUCUGUCGGAUCGAAAAGUUGAUGCGUAUGUGCUCGCAUGUGACCAGGCUCGAAACACGCAACCUCUGUGCCCCUCCACUUUUCCAAUGCUCUCCCUCGGAAUCCAUGCUUGAACAUAUGGCUGGCUCUCGGAAGCUCGUAGAACCCAUCUACCUGUCAACACCCUUGAUCGAUCGUGCUUGGCGCGCGGAUAGUCGUGGCGUCAGCACCAAUCUGCCUGCCAUUGUGUCCUCCGCAUCCAGGUUGUUGUCCCCAGGGUCCGUGCAUUUACGUAGAGAUCCCUAGAGAUCCCUGUCGUCGAUCCCCUCGUUCAGGCUGUUCCGUAUAAGCCUGGAUGUGCUUGUAGUUGGACGCACAGAUAGAGUAAGCAAGACUGCGGCACACUCACCUUCCGAACACCUAGGUUUCCUAGUGAGAUGCCGUCUGGAGGUCCCCAGGCUGAUAUUCUCGGUGCCGGGUUUCCUCACACGCGUAGAGAUGGAGUGCAUUGAAAGAUACAGCAUGGAGGCUACACUCGAUCCCCAUUGAUGCCUCGAGAUGCGCCCAACGGUGUCCCUGCAUUUGCUGGCGUCUCCGGUCGAGCACGGGCGUCAGCUGCUGCUUGAUCCGUGGCCCGGCGCAAGCAUUCGUUGAGGCGCUGCCGGUGGCUUUCUGGUCCUCUCGUUGAGGAACGAUGCUGAAAAAGAGAAGCUGAAGGAUUGGGGACGAGUCCGUGGUCGAGUAGGUCACCCGCAGGACGUGCCGGAGACAUGAUGAUAGGAUUAGAG